Fopius arisanus is the source of this 1676-nucleotide messenger RNA. RefSeq names its product UBX domain-containing protein 4. The coding region runs from base 150 to 1622 and encodes 490 amino acids. Gene Ontology annotation, cellular component: endoplasmic reticulum. The transcript has 5 exons. Gene Ontology annotation, molecular function: protein binding. Lineage: Eukaryota; Metazoa; Arthropoda; Insecta; Hymenoptera; Braconidae. The record is from RefSeq and is a predicted model, not a curated record.
UGAUGGACAUUUAGUUCAUUUUCGUUGUGACAAAUUCUCGUUAUCCAGUGAAUAAUACAAUACUUUUAUUAAUUACGUCAUCUAGCACCAGUGCGAGUCGAUUAUUGCUGUAAAAAUAAGACGAAUUGUCAUUUUUUUCUAGUUUUACGAUGAAGUGGUUUCCUGGAAGUAUCAAUGAAGCAGUGGCGGCUUCAAAGUCAAGGAAAGCUGUUUUUGUCGUUUUCGUGGCAGGAAAAGAUGAUGCAUCGACGGAAACAGCUGGGAUAAUUGAUUCCCCUGAGAUAUCAUCUCGCCUGGAGCACGAAAAUUUCGUAGCAAUCAGACUUGAGAGUGACACGGACUCGUACAGAUUCUUUGCCCAGAUUUAUCAGCUGGUGCCGAUUCCAUCGCUUUUCUUCAUCGGGGAUAAUGGAAGUCCCCUGGAGAUUGUGGCUGGCACUGUCAAUGCUCAGACUCUUCAUGAGAAAAUUGAUGCCGUUCUCCAGAAAGCCAGCAAGGGAAAGAACGAGAUAUCCGGUGAUUUCAUCAGGGGUGAGCAGAGUGCGUCUGCAGCAGGACAGAGUGUCCCAGCAUCCAGUUCUGCUGGGGUUGUCUCACCACAAGUUCAGAGGAAUGAAGGGGCCUCUGGAUCCUCCGGGGAAACCCCAGGGCUGACACCCCUGGAGAAAAAACCAGCUGAAUUAACCCCUGAGGAGAAAGUUGAACGCGCCAGACAACUGAUUGAACUCCAGAAGCAGCAGAGAAUCGAGAAAGAACGUGAGGAGGAGAGGCAACGUGAGAUCGAACGCAGGAGAGUUGGAAAAGAUGCGCAGACAGCCAGACAACGUCACCAGGAGUUGGAGAUAAAAAUGGCACAGGAGGAGAGGGCGAAGGAGAAAGCAGCUGAGUCAGAGGCCAGGGAGCGGGUCAGGCAGCAAAUUGCUCAGGAUAAAGUGGAGAGGAAGCAGAGAGAACAGACACUACUUCAGCAGAAUUCACAGCAGUCUCAGGAUCGUCCCCAGCAGCCGGCAGCACCUCCUGCAGAUGGUGUCGUCAGGAUCCAGUUCAGACUGCCCUCUGGCAACCCCCACAUGGGCAAAUUCGAACUGACGAGUACACUUCGUGAUCUCCGUGCAUAUGUUACCAGCAAUAUUGAUUUACCAUUCCGUAAUUUCACAAUGUCUACGUCCUUCCCGAGGAGGGAUCUCAGCGCUGAGGACGAUGGAAGGACACUGGUGGAUUUGCAAUUGGUCCCGACAGCUGUUAUCCUAAUUCUGCCUCUCAAAAAUUCAACAACAACUUCAGCUGUGGCAUCCAGGGAGGAGGGGAGCUUCCUCUCUCGUUUCAUGUGGACAGUUUUUUCACCGAUAAUUUCUGUCUUCAAUUAUGUGGUGAGCUACUUCACUGGUCCAUCAACCAGUGGAUCCAGCAGAGAGGGAAAUGAUGAGGCAAGUCCAGCAGGAGUUGCACCACGUGCCACACCUACUCGUCAAAUUGGUCAACCAUCUGGUCUCUUUGGCAGGAAUUUGGGAGGCCCCAGCACGACCAUCAGAGCCCGGGGAAAUAUCCACAGGCUCUACACUGGGGGCGAUGAUAAUGAUGAAAACAACACGUGGAAUGGAAAUUCAACGCAACAGAUGUAAAAAUUGAUCAUGAUUAUUACUGAUACUUUAAUUAAUUUUUUUUUCAAUCAACGA